Messenger RNA from Auanema sp. JU1783, 945 nucleotides. NCBI's taxonomy places the organism in Eukaryota, Metazoa, Nematoda, Chromadorea, Rhabditida, Rhabditidae. The record is from the annotation of a GenBank genome assembly.
AUGUCCGAAUAUACUAUCGAAGACGAUGUAUCCUCUAACGAUCCUAUUUGGAGAGAAUGGACUCAAAUGGUCGAAAAUGAAUACUGGCUGGCAGAUGAUAGAUCCGUCACUACAUUAACACCCUUCGAGCACACUACUCGUUGCGUAGCAGCCAAAGAUAAAGAUGGUGGUCUCAUAGGCAUAGUUAUUUGGAAUGAAUAUGAUAAUCUUGCAUGGUUAGGAUUCUAUAUUCUUAGAGAAAACUAUAGAGGUAAAGGUAUUGGAAGCGUUAUAUGGGACCGUGCAAUGCACAGAAUCAGGAAAACAGGAUAUAUCCUUGGUUUGAGAGGAGUACCUGCGAUGUCACAUAAGUAUCAAGCCCAUGACACACCUCACAAAAGAGACAUGAUGGGUAAUCAUAAAGGUAGAUGGGAUAGUUUUGUCAAAUUCGCCAAGAAACAUGCAAAGACGGAUUUGAAGCAAUGGGCUUCUAGUACAUUGAACGAAAACCAGCUUGAGAAAGUAUAUGCCUUUGAUUUGAAAGUAACCGGAAAAGAUAGAAAGGAUUUCCUCAAGAAGUUCCUGAGCUUACCUUUCACAUAUGCUAGCUUCAUCGAGAACGAAAAGAACGAAAUAAUAGCAAUGGCGUUCAUCACAACUACUGGACCACCAAAUGAACACUAUUUUAAGGUGGGUCCAAUAUAUGCCUCCACCGUGGCAGAAGCCAUGUCUGUGAGUCUACCAGUGUUCGAACAUGCAGGCCAGCAGUUUGAAGAUGCGAAAUUACUCGUCAACAUUGUGGAUAGUAUUGGAAGAGAUGAACUCGAACCAUUACUUGUCCAAGAGGAAGAUAUAAACUCCGACCCUGAUGCACAAACCAGCCUGUAUAGUAUUCCAAUGAAUGAAACCUUCCGCAGAGACUUGGUUUUUGCCCCAAACAAUAACUCGAUACACUAUGACGCCUAA